Molecule: messenger RNA, 555 nt
Organism: Homarus americanus (American lobster)
Lineage: Eukaryota; Metazoa; Arthropoda; Malacostraca; Decapoda; Nephropidae
Product: gastrula zinc finger protein XlCGF8.2DB-like
Exons: 1
Coding region: 1-555 (184 amino acids)
Biological process (GO): regulation of transcription by RNA polymerase II
Molecular function (GO): RNA polymerase II cis-regulatory region sequence-specific DNA binding; DNA-binding transcription factor activity, RNA polymerase II-specific
Source: RefSeq, a predicted model, not a curated record
AUGUCAAGUAAAGAAGAUGACAUUAAUUGUGAUGAACGUGGGAAACAUUUUACACAAAAGAGUUCUCUGAAGCAACACAUUCUUGUGCAUAAUGGGAUUAAAAACUUUAAAUGUGAAGAAUGUGGCAAAGAUUUUACACAAAAGAGCCAUCUGAAGCAACACAUUCUUGUGCAUAAAGGUAUUAAAAAUUUUAAAUGUGAUGAAUGUGGUAAAUAUUUUACACAAAACAGCCAUCUCAAGCGACACAUUCUUGUGCACAAAGGUGUUAAAAAUUUUAAAUGUGAUGAAUGUGGGAAACAGUUUACUCUAAAGGGUAAUCUGAAGCAACACAGCUUUACACACAAGGGUAUUAAACAGUUUAAAUGUGAUGAAUGUGGGAAACAGUUUACACAGAAGAUUUCUCUGGAGAGACAUAUGCUUGUGCACAACAAUAUUAAAAACUUUAAGUGUGAUGUGUGUGGCAUGCUUUUUGCACUAAAGGGUAACCUUAAGAUACACAUAUUUAGGCACCAUGAUCUAAACAGUGCCCGGACAGCAAUUGGCUCAAAGCUGUGA